AUGAAGUGCCUUGUUGCUGUUCUGGUCUGUGUGGUGCUCGCAGAGGGGAUGGUCAAGAUCCCCCUGCGGAAGCACAAGUCUAUGCGCGAGGCCCUGAGAGAGAAGGGGAUCGAGGUGCCUUACCAGGAUCCAGCUCUCAAGUACCAGGGCAAUGAGUAUGGCUCUGCCAACAUGUACAUCAACAACUAUGCUGAUACCACCUACUAUGGAGCCAUCAGUAUUGGAACACCCCCCCAGUCCUUCGAGGUGCUGUUUGACACUGGCUCUGCCAACCUGUGGGUAGACUCCAUCUACUGUAACACUCAGGCCUGCAACACACACACAAAGUUCAACCCCCAGCAGUCCUCCACCUUUGUUGCCAAGGACCAGUCCUUCUACCUUCCCUAUGGAGCUGGAAGCCUGUACGGAGUCUUUGGAUAUGACACUGUCAAUGUUGGCGGGAUUGUGAUCACCAACCAGGAGGUUGGUCUGAGCACAAACGAGCCUGGUCAGAACUUUGUGGUGGCCCAGUUUGACGGCAUCCUUGGCCUGUCCUACCCCUCUAUCUCAGCUGGAGGAGAGACCCCUGUCAUGGACAACAUGAUGGCUCAAAACCUGCUAAACGCCAACAUAUUUGCUUUCUACCUGUCUAGGGGAGGACAGCAGGGCAGUGUUCUCUCUUUCGGAGGAGUGGACAACAACCUGUACCAGGGCCAGAUCUACUGGACUCCUGUCACCUCCGAGACCUACUGGCAGAUUGGCGUUCAAGGAUUCCAGGUCAACGGUCAGGAGACCGGCUGGUGCUCUCAGGGCUGCCAGGCCAUUGUGGACACCGGAACCUCCAUGCUGACAGCCCCAAGCCAGUUGAUGGGUAGCAUUAUGCAGUCCAUUGGAGCCCAGCAGAACCAGUAUGGAGCGUACGUGGUGGACUGUGGCCAGGUCAACAACUUGCCAACUCUUAGCUUUGUCAUCAGUGGUGUUACCUUCCCUCUGCCUCCUUCUGCUUACAUCAUGCAGAAUGGAUACCAAUGCUCAGUGGGCAUCAGCCCCACCUAUCUGCCCUCUCGUGAUGGCGAGCCUUUGUGGAUCUUCGGAGACGUGUUCCUCAGAGAGUACUACUCUGUCUAUGACCGCUCUUACAACCGUGUUGGCUUUGCUACUGCUGCCUAA
Messenger RNA from Toxotes jaculatrix (banded archerfish), 1149 nucleotides. RefSeq names its product gastricsin-like. The record is from RefSeq and is a predicted model, not a curated record. Gene Ontology annotation, biological process: proteolysis. Gene Ontology annotation, molecular function: aspartic-type endopeptidase activity. Bases 1 to 1149 code for a protein of 382 amino acids. Lineage: Eukaryota; Metazoa; Chordata; Actinopteri; Toxotidae. The transcript is spliced from 9 exons.